This is a messenger RNA of Trichoderma breve, 834 nucleotides long. RefSeq lists its product as uncharacterized. The coding region runs from base 1 to 834 and encodes 277 amino acids. The record is from RefSeq and is a predicted model, not a curated record. Lineage: Eukaryota; Fungi; Ascomycota; Sordariomycetes; Hypocreales; Hypocreaceae. The transcript has 4 exons.
AUGGGACUCGGCUUGGGUCUCGCAUUCAUGCUGGGCAGCGCCGUGCUGUUUGGCGUCGCAGCCGUCGUUCACUUCCACAGCGCCCAUCUGUCUCUCCCCGUCAGCCCCGCCAUAACCAUCCUCACCAUUCUUCUUCCCAUCGUCUCCUUUCUCAACUCGUAUAUCUAUCCAACGCUUUUACACUCCGCACGCAAUUCGUCACAUCCUCUGCAUCGACUUAGUCCUACGAUCCUACAAACCCUGCAGGGCCUUGUCACAACGAUCCUUGCAACGUUGCUCUUUGAGGAUGUGAUACCUUCGACGACGGUGGAUUGCGUGAUGGAGAAUCGAUGGAAGAGCAUGUUUCAGGCUCAUGAUGGGGAGUCGAUCCGUUUAAUCCAGGACACCUUGAAUUGCUGCGGUCUAAACACUGUCCGACACAUGCCUUAUCCUUUCAUCAAACCUGAUACUACUUGCUCUACGAUGUAUGGACGGGAUAAGUCAUGCAGAGGUCCAUGGACGGCGGCGCUUCGGAGCAGCACGGGAGCUGAUUUCGGAGUCGUCAUUGCAGUGGGAUUACUACAGAUUUUGAGCCUUCUCAUGACUAGAGAAGGUACCAACUGGUGGAACUCAUGGCGCCCUAUUGCUUGGCACCGACAGCGGCGUGGUGUUGAGGGUGAAAGACGCGCGCUGUUGGAAGACGUCACUGACGCAGACGAAGAGGUCGUCGAGCGACAGGACGACUCUUCUCGGUCGCGAGGAUACCAGAGCUUGCCUUCUGCUGAAGCGGAAAACAGGCCGAGGGUUGAGCCGUCUCCGAUUCACCAUGAGGAAAACCACUGGAGAGACAGCUGA